Messenger RNA from Podarcis raffonei (Aeolian wall lizard), 1132 nucleotides. RefSeq names its product gremlin 1, DAN family BMP antagonist (gene GREM1). The transcript has 2 exons. NCBI's taxonomy places the organism in Eukaryota, Metazoa, Chordata, Lepidosauria, Squamata, Lacertidae. Gene Ontology annotation, biological process: animal organ morphogenesis. Gene Ontology annotation, molecular function: receptor ligand activity; BMP binding. Bases 382 to 939 code for a protein of 185 amino acids. The record is from RefSeq and is a predicted model, not a curated record.
GCGGGUCCCUCGCCCGCCAGCGCCGGUCUGACCUGGAGGCUCAGGGAGGAGCCGGGCGUCGCUUUCUUGGAGAAAGGAGAGUUCUCCUCCCUGGCGGGAGUUGCUGGAAGCGUUUAGGGGGCGUAUUGGGAGGCGGCCGCUGGCCAAUGAUCAGGAGCGCUGCUCUCAGCUGGCAGGCAUUUAAAUGGGAGACAGCGCGGUGCGCCUGCAAUUCGGAAGCGGGGCCCGAGCUUUCCUUGCCUCUCCUCCCGAUGGGCUCGAGGGACUGGGAGCAGAGCAGCAGCAGCAGCAGGAGCAGCCCGAGCCGUCACCCCGCGCACUGAAGCGCCCCACGCCGGAAAGGAGCCGCGGAGCAGGACUCGCUCUCCGCCCACGCGCAGGAUGAGUCGCACAGUUUCUACAGUUGGGGUCCUCCUUCUGUGUGGACUUCUGCUACCCACUGCAGAGGGGAGCAAGAGGAACCGUGGAGCCCAGGGCGCCAUCCCCCCGCCUGACAAGGAUAAGCCCAAUGAUUCAGAACAGCCGCAGCAGUCGCCACCGCAGCAGUCAGGCGCCAGGAUCCGUGGCAAGGACAGGAUCAAGCCUCCAUCUGCUGAAGAGGUGCUGGAGUCGAGCCAAGAGGCGCUGCACGUCACUGAGCGGCAAUACCUGAAGCGGGACUGGUGCAAGACACAUUCCCUGAAGCAAACCAUCCACGAGGAAGGCUGCCACAGCCACACCAUUAUCAACAAGUUCUGUUACGGGCAGUGCAAUUCCUUCUACAUCCCCAGGCAUAUCCACAGAGAGGAAGGCUCCUUCCAGUCCUGUUCCUUUUGCAAACCUAAGAAACUCACCACCAUGUCUGUCACACUGAACUGCCCGGAGCUUCAGCCCCCGAGGAAGAAAAAGAGGAUCACGCGAGUUAAAGAAUGUCGCUGUAUAUCCAUAGACUUGGAUUAGGAGGCACCGUGAUGGGUGUUCCAGUUGUUGCCCUUGACUACAGACGCCCGAAACCCAAUCUGUCUGAAUGGGACACAAACAAUAGAGAAUUGCAACAAAAACAAUGUAUGUGUAUCUGCGUGCAAGUGUGAAUGCCAAUACAUCAAUUACAAAAGCAUGCAUAUGGAAUAGCACCACUACUUGGAGUGCAAGU